Messenger RNA from Adineta steineri, 1314 nucleotides. The record is from the annotation of a GenBank genome assembly. NCBI's taxonomy places the organism in Eukaryota, Metazoa, Rotifera, Eurotatoria, Adinetida, Adinetidae.
AUGUCUUAUUUGAAUAUAUGCUUUCUUCGUUUAAAACGAUAUUUUCUUCGAUAUAGUCUUUCAUUUAGUAGACGAACCAAAUGGAAUCGUAUUAUUAAAAUUUUCUCUAUUAUUAUUAUUGCUUUCCUCUGUAUGACACUUAUAAAUGGUGUUCUUUUUUCAAGUAUAUUACUUCUUCAAGAAAACACGAAUGAACCUGAUUAUGAUCUUGAUACACGACCAUAUUAUAAAGCAAUUGAAAUGAAAAAACGUUUUGAUGAAUCAGGAAAUUAUUUAAUAGUACAAAAUUUUGUACAAUAUCAAACAAAUUUAACAAAAAAUUCUGAUUUAAUAGCAUUAAAUUUACAUACUGAAAUUGAUCAACUUCAUUUAUUAUUACAACAUGCAAAAGUUUGGGAUGGACCUAUUUCAUUAAGUUUAUAUGUUAAAGGUUCUCGUGGUAGUGAUGAUAUUGAUUAUGCAUCUAUAUGGCUUCGAUGUAAUCGAAGAUCAUUUAAAGUACUCAAUGUUCAUCUUGUUAUAUCAGCAAAAGCUUAUAAAAGUUCAAUAUCAAAUCAACAUAAUACUCAUAGUGUCAAAUAUGCUGUUAGUUGUCAACAAUUAACUUAUGUCAAUCAUACUGAUGAUAAAGAUUCCACACCAUAUCCAUCAAAUCUUCUACGAAAUAUUGCACGUAUUGGCGAUAUACUUCCAUCUAUAGAAUAUAUUCUUACACUUGAUAUUGAUAUAUAUCCAUCACCUGAUUUAUUUCAUCAUCUUAUAUCAUUUUAUACGAAAAAAACUUUCGAUAAAGAAAAUUUUAAACGUACACUUUAUGUUAUUCCAGCAUUUGAAAUUCAUACUGAUACAAUAAAACGUUCUAUACCAUUACCACAAAAUAAACGUGAAUUAAUUUUAUUAUGGAAUGAUAAUCAAAUUCAACCAUUUCAAUCUGAUAUUUGUACAACUUGUCAAUUUUUAACAAAUUAUCAAGCAUGGAAACAAGAAACACGAAACGAUGAAAUUCUUCCAAUAUUUCGACCACAUUAUUCUCAACCAUGGAAACCUUAUUAUGUCGGACCAAAAGAUGUACCUAUCUAUGAUCCACGUUUUAAAGCACAUGGACAUGCAAGAAUAAGUCAAUGUUGCGAAAGUUUUAUUGCGGGUUAUGAUUAUGCUGUGUUAAAUAAUGUUUAUGUAUAUCGAUUAGGUUUUCUUGAUAAAUCACAAUUACCAUCUACAAAAUUAAUUGAAGAUGAUACAUCAUUAUUACUUUUCCAACAAUUUCAAGAAGAUCUAGUACAACAUUAUCCUAAUACCACAAGAAAAUGUUAA